GUAUAAAUUACCGAUGUGGAGGGAUAUGUUAUUGUUGUUACUGUGAAGCGAAGGACGUUAAGAGUAGCUAGAGAUUAGUUUAACUGUUAUGAACCAUGCAUAUGAGGACUGUAGCUAAUUUAUACAUGUGUGCGGAGUGAUUAGAGUCAAUAGAAUGAAUGCAAUAAUAUUCGUCUGUUAUUCAUCUUCUCUCUUGGUCAUCUUUCAUUUUCUUGUUUCAUCUUCUUCUUCACUCCAUGGUAUCAGAGUCAGUCAGCGAGUACGCAUUGUCAUAGCAAGACAGUAAUUCAUAUAACUACAGAUCUGGUAUCCCAUGAAAAGGACCAAGCAUAUAGAGAUAGAUUUUCAUUUUAUAAAGGAGAAAGUUCAAAAGGUGUGAUUAAGACUCAGCAUGUAAAGAGCAGCUAGCAGACAUAUUGACAGAAAGCCUUAGAAAAGAACAGGAUCAGUAUUUGGUUUCCAAGUUGGGAGUCUUGGACUUGCUUGAUCCCAAUAGAGGGGAAGGGUGAAGUGAACAAUGUUAAGAUCAGUUUAGAGAUUCGUUAUUUGGGUGUUACUGUUAUGCUUAUGAGCCAUGUUAACAAGAAUUGUAGUCAAUUAUUACACGUGGACAAAAUUAUGGAGCCAAAAGAGUGAAUGGAACGAUAUUCCUCUGUGAUUCAUCUUAUCCCUCAGUCAUCUUUCAUCUUCUCAUUUCAUCCUCUUCUUCACUACAGUUACUGCUUGCAGCACGUACAGAAUAAAUUGGAUACAUUUUGGUGCCAACUCUAGCAGCCUAGAUGGCUUAGAAUAGUAAUGCUUAUAGUUUAUUAAUUCAGUUCAAAAUGUGCAAUAUACAUCAUUUUUUUUAUUCUUAAUAUGUUGCACACUAUGUUAUAAUUGGACUGGAGGAUGUUCCGCUGAUCUUAAUGUAAUUGGUAACAGAAUCUAAUUGUAAAGUAAGUUUCUUCUCCCUGCAAGACAACAUGCCGUUUUUAUGUUGAAAGACUCUGUGAAUGAGUAUUAUAUAUAGUGUGUCAAAGUGAUCAUGUGGGUGUGUUUGAAUUUCUGCAUUUAUGCAUAAAUAUGUAUAUGAGUUUGCUUGUUUAUGUGUAUAUUUAUAAUAUGAUGCAUCAUAGGCACAGGGCAGCUGGCGCAAACAUUUGGACUUGAUUAUAAACGACUCAUGUUACAAAAGAAUAUUCAAUCUUUUACACUAUUGUAAUUCUCAGAUAUAUGUUUGAAGAAGCAGGUCACUUGUGGCGUAAUUAGGCCAGCUCCCCCCCCCCUUCCCCUCAAACUUCACAACUGUUAAGUGAUAUGCUAAUGAGUACUAUAUUCAUUUAAAAUAACCCCAGGACUCUUCGCAUCAAGAAUGGGGUCAGGAAAUUGGUUUAAGACGAUGAUUUGCUUGGGAAAGACAAAAGGCAGUUCAAAGAAAUCAAAGGGAUCUCAAGCUUCAGGGAAACCCAGUGCAAUGGAGUCAAAUAAUCAUAGAGGAAAGGGUUUUAGUGGUGUAGAAAAUGGUGCUAGAAGUGCUAGUCGUGUGUUACGUGGGGUCUCAGUUGAAACUAUUGCAGCAACAAGAAUCCAAACAGCAUAUCGGGCUUAUAAGGCAAGAAAAUCUCUUCGUCGAUUGAAAGGGUUUGCAAAAUUAAAAAUUGCGACCCAACGUCACUCUGUUAAAAAGCAAGCUGAUACAACUUUAAGUUAUCUUCAUGAAUGGAGCAAGAUACAAAGUGAGAUUAGAGCUCGCCGAAUCUGUAUGGUGACAGAAGACAGGGUCAGACGGAAGAAGCUAGAGUCACAACAAAAACUCGAGGCAAAGCUCCAUGAUCUAGAGGUUGAAUGGUGUGGUGGUCCUGAAACUAUGGAGGAGAUUCUUGCAAGGAUACAUUAUAGAGAAGAAGCAGCAGUAAAACGAGAAAGAGCUCUGGCAUAUGCCUUUUCUCACCAAUGGAGAUCCAAUUCUAGUCAGAACCAAGGGCUGGGAAAUUAUGAACUCAACAAAGGUAACUGGGGUUGGAGCUGGAAGGACCGCUGGAUUGCUGCUCGCCCAUGGGAAAGCCGUGUUGCCAAUACGCCUCCUAGAAAGGCUCAAACUAAGCAAGCUAGCAAGGUUCAAAAGGACAAGAACUCAUCAACACCUAGAGGCGCUGUUUCAUUUAAACCAACAGUGGUUAAUCCAAAAGCCAGGAGAUUGUCUUACUCAGAUAUAGAGAAAAAUAUGACACAUGAAGGAAGGCUAUAAACACUCAGCACGCUAACAAAGAAAAAAAACACACACACACACACAAAAAUCAUACAUCACUGAAGAAAAUAAGUAAACAUCUUAUCUAUUUAAAUCCGUUCAUUCCCUACUUCUGCAUAUACAGAUGGAAGUCGGUGAAUUUCAGACCCUUUGAGUGUGAUUGGUUGGUUCAUCUUUCUGUUUCUUCUGUUUUCUUCCUCAAUAAUGUAUAUUUAAAGAAUUUACAAAGAGUCAACAGAAGAGUUCCUUUAUUUUUUAAACCCUGUUUUGGUAAUCCUGUGAAUGUAAUAGAUAUUCUAGCGGCCGUUACAUAUGUUCUCAAUUGUAAAAUACAAAUAGAAAACAGUAUAUUGCUUCGUUG
Molecule: messenger RNA, 2591 nt
Organism: Neltuma alba
Lineage: Eukaryota; Viridiplantae; Streptophyta; Magnoliopsida; Fabales; Fabaceae
Product: protein IQ-DOMAIN 1
Exons: 6
Coding region: 1355-2230 (291 amino acids)
Source: RefSeq, a predicted model, not a curated record